Messenger RNA from Ilex paraguariensis (yerba mate), 183 nucleotides. Lineage: Eukaryota; Viridiplantae; Streptophyta; Magnoliopsida; Aquifoliales; Aquifoliaceae. The record is from the annotation of a GenBank genome assembly.
GUAUUCACCUUCAGCCAGAAGAUAUCGGUUAAUUUUCAGCUGCUGCUGCGCUUUAUCCAAGGCCUCUCAUUCCUGCUUGCACUUGCUGGUUUAGCCGUUGCUGUUGUAUUAACAAAUCUGUCUGUCCCGGAUAUAUUUGCUUGCAUCUUAGCAUUUGUACCCACUGGAUGGGGAAUUCUUUCU